Messenger RNA from Megalopta genalis, 4073 nucleotides. It is a transcript of the gene pkaap, whose product is annotated as A-kinase anchoring protein pkaap. Gene Ontology annotation, molecular function: protein kinase A binding. NCBI's taxonomy places the organism in Eukaryota, Metazoa, Arthropoda, Insecta, Hymenoptera, Halictidae. The record is from RefSeq and is a predicted model, not a curated record. Gene Ontology annotation, cellular component: plasma membrane; mitochondrion. Gene Ontology annotation, biological process: intracellular protein localization.
GCGCAAACACGUUGUGUCGGAUGUUUUGAUGAUCGGUCGCUUAUCUUUUCUUACUCCGUGUGCCCCCCGUCUCACUCUCUCUCUCUCUCUCUCUCUUUCUCUCUCUCUCUCUCGAAUGGAGCGAGAAAAAAAAAAGGAAGAAAAUUCCCACGGAAUCGGCCGCAUCCGACUAUCCGUGCAACGAAUGUACCCGAAUGGCAGGCGGUGAUGACAUUAACGAUGCCUCGGUGAAAUGUCAUGUGCUGUGUGUGCGCGCGAUCAAGGAAGUUCAACCGUGUCGUUUUCCUAAUUCAGUGUUCGGUGCCGUGGCCGAAUCGUAGCAUUCAUAGGCGACUCAGAAUUUUCUCACCCGCCGCGAGAAUCGGUCCUCGCGCGUCACCGUUUUAAACAUCAUCUCCGUCGCCGAUCGCGUUGCAUCGCGUCGCUUAUCAUGUUUCCUUCUGGCGUGAACAAUGUUUCCAUUUUUUAAGAAGUCUGGGCAAAGAGACUGGCUCAGAUCUUUGCAAGCUUCCCCCACAAAACCGACGAGUUCUGGGAAUUUCUUUGGUCAUGUAUUUAACGGAGGUUCGUCCGUUCAAACAUCAACAGGUGUACUGUGCAGCUUUGAGGAGGAAGAGGAAGAUCAAACUUUCAAUGGGGACGACGCGUGGUGCUUCAGCUCGCAACUUUCUAAGACUCUUCCACAGAUCCUCGCGGAUAAAGGUGCUUUAGGUUACUUCAUUCAGUUUAUGGAGACAAGGAACUGUUUAGCGCUUAUUAAGUUCUGGUUGGAAGUGGAGUGCUUGUGUAGUUCGGUUAACAUAGAAGAGACUAGGAAGGAGGACGUUGGGUCGAUAGAUUACACGGAGAAUGAUAAUAGUCUUUCUAAUACAGUGGACGACAAUAAAAAUUUCCACUGUCAGGUGACUCAGAAUAAUGGUAAUGAAGUUGAUAACACGUUGUUCAGUGAGUAUGUAAAUAAUAAUGAUAAGAAAUCAAAUUGCAACGAUAUGCCAAAGACUAGUCAAACUAUAAGCAGAACUGGACAAUCGAAUUACAACUGCAAGAGACGAGACAUGACAAGGCAGGAUGCGUUAAGAAUUUAUAAGAAGUAUAUCACGAAAGAUGCGUUGGGCAUAAAUCAAAUUCCCGAAGAUUUGAAGGCGGAGAUGGAGAAAGCUUUGGCUUCCGAAAAUAUUGAGCCUAUGUUGCAGUGCCUAUCAGCUGUUCAAGAAAUCGUAUACAAUAUAUUAGAAAACGAGCACAUCAACGACUUCUCGAGAAGCGAAUAUAACUGCAAACAUCAAAUUGAUGUUCUUACAAGCGGCAAUGUCCAGUUGACAGACAUACUAUACAAUGAAACUGCGUUCUUUUACUUUAUGGAGUUCAUGGAACUCGAAAAUAAACGAGAGCUGCUGGACUUUUGGAUGUCUGCUAUCAACUACAAGCAGAACUUGUUGGAAAAGAAGAGUGCCGCAAAUCCCGAGGAAGCCCAGUCCGAUGCAUUGAUCAUUUAUGAUAAAUAUUUUAGUCUGCAAGCGACGAAGUCACUUGGUUUCAGUGAUAUAAUCCGAUUUCAAGUAGAAGACAAUAUAUGUCACGAGGAUGGGGAGGGACCACGACCAGACUGUUUUGAUAAGCCCUGUAAAAUUGUAUAUAAUUUUUUGAAUAAGCAUUAUCUACCUACUUUCUUAUCAUCACAGUUAUAUUACAAAUACUUGUCGGAGUUGAUCAAUACCAUACAAAGCAGUCCAUGCUCGAGUAUGCACGCUAGGAUAAAAAGAGCAGGUUCGGAUUGCAGCAGCGUAAGUUCCAUUAGUAUUAAUAUGCAAAGUACCCUGCAGGCAGGGAAUGAAGGGAGGUCGACAAAUAGCAAAGGAUCCAUCGGCGGUGGCAUGAACAUCGACACCAGGCAACUUUACGAUCCGGAUUCCCUAUGGAAACGUAAUAAAUAUAGUUUGAGCGUGGGUUAUAUCGAUGCCUUAGGAAGGUUUAUAACCGAAAUAGAACCGGAUCCUCAAAGAAAAUGUGAAUCGCGCUUAGCACGUGUUGUAAAAAGACUUGUAAAUAUGGACAAUGAUAAGGCUAAAGAAGAAUUAGCGUGGAAGAUUGCCGAGAUGAUUGUUCGUGAAAUAACAUCAUUGACCCUGGGAGCCUCGAAUUUUUCAUCUUGAUGACGGAAACUGCGUUGCGAGGAUAUCAAUUUGUUUCUUUUUUUCCAAACGAUAUACUUCACGCUUCGAACGGACGAAGGUAAUUAUAUUAUUUAACAGAUGAAUAUUUUGCUUUUUUCAAUCGCGAAUACUUUGCCAAAGUGCCAAAACGAACGAGACGAAUAAUGUUUUAUUACAUUCUAAGAACGAAAUUCAGAGAGAGAGAGAACAUGGUUUGCGUUCAUGUUUGUCAAUUAUCGUAAUUUUUAUCGCUGAUGUAUUCUUCUUGUGUACGUUAUAUAUGAACGAUCCGUGCAUUUAUGUUGAGUCUAUUAUAAGAUUACAAUUGUGAUCAGCAUAGAAUUAAUAAGUACAGAUAUAUUAAUCUUUUUUUGAAUUCGAGCUCUGGUUACAAGAUCAUCGUAAAUGUCGUUGUCAAGUAUUUGAUAUAGUUUCGUAUUAUAAAUUAAACAUAUUGUACCAUUUCGUUUGCUGAACGGAUGAAAUACCGCGCGACUUAUCGAAGUAGCAUACAUUUUUUUUUUUAUCCGAAGGUGAUCUUUUUUCUACUGCUUUUUACUUUGAUGAGAUUAAAUGCGCUGUCUUCUUUUCGCCGGAGAUGAUAUUAACGAUGAACAAAGCCUAUUGCUUUUUGUUCGAUAAUUAUGUUAAUUUUUCGAUCGUCCGACUGCCAAGUACUUCUCGCAAUUUAAGUUUUUUUUAUGCUGUGUCGUGUAACUUUCUUCUCGGGGAAUAAUGUUUUUCACUUUACAAAAAUCUAGAAAAAGACUAAAAAAAAGACAAUUUUGCUACCAACGAAUAAACCAGUGACGAAGUUUAGGACAUAUCGGCAUCGCCUAAGAUGCGAUUAGAGUGCGUUAUUAUGUAUGUGGCUCAAUAUUCAGGAGAGUAAAAUUCAUUGUAACUGUAAGAAUCAUUAACCUGCUAUGCCACACUUAGGGUAAAUUCAACCCCAAAGAAUUUAGUAAAAUAAUCGUAUUGGUUUUUUACUAACAGAAGUAUAUUGCUUCCAUUUUAAUCCAAUUGUGUCCCUUGCGAUCGAGAGAAGCACUUUUCAUUUAUCGUUAGAAAAGUAAAACAUUUACCUAACAGAUUUACAAGCGAAAGUUGUUCGACUCAGAGGGGAAAUUCUUCCAUAUAAUCCUUACACAUUAGACAUAUACGUAUAUAGCAUCUUGGCAGUAUUUAUUCUAAUUUACUCUAGAAUAGACCAUGUAAGUAAUGUAAAAAAGGAGUGUGGUAUGUCCGUGUUGUUACUGUAUAGUUACAGAAUCUUUAUACACGAUCAGUCUUAUAAUGUUAGUAUUAGUAGUUAGUAACUUAGCUUUACGCAAAGAUUAUUUUAUGGAAAUUCAAUCUAUUUUUAAACAGCGACUUUUGAAAGAGGAAAACGAAUGACAUAUAUCCUAAGUGAACCAAUUUAAAUUUAAGCGUGUAAACUAUGAGAAACAGUUCGUGACUAAUAUUAAAUUGUUAGUCGAUAACGUUGAAAUCGUUGUACAUUAUCGUUCUUCUAGCAUCAAAGCAAGCGAAUGACAGUAAUAUUGGAUUGGUCUGUAAAUAACUUCAACUUUCAAUAUUUAUUUCAAUUCGAUAUAUUUUUCAACGCAAUAGAUAUAUCAAAAUGUUUCUGUUAUUAUUUAAUUAAAUUAUACCACGUCAGAAGUUAUUUAUGACGCAGUCCAAUAAUUUAACAGUUAAGCUUUAUUGUUUCCUUUUAUUGUUGCGUACACUUUCAUUAUGCUUGUCGUGUUCAAAAUGAAAAAACUGUCUUCGUAUUUCUACUGAGUAAUUUUUUGGUGCUAUGAAGAGAGGGAGGGAAAUACAAAGUGAGCUAAUUGAUCGAAAAUUAAGUAGUCUUGUAAAAAGAACAUAUAUGUAAACAAUGUCCUCGGAAUGUCUUUAAAACACUUAUCACUA